GCUCCCUGUUCAGUCAUUCAGGAAAAGCUUUGCACUGAGAGAAAUCAAGGAAACCCUACCCACUAUACUCCAUCUCAGCAGUGUGGAUUACAUUAGUAGUUAGUUUAAUAUUAGUUUUGAGUAUUAGUUUACAAAGGACAAAAAUUGACUUGUAAGGAAUGGAUCAAGGAGAACAUGUAGAAAUGGUACAACUUCAAAAUUCCACACUUUCCCCUCCUACAUUGUUCAACUCAUCAGACUGGCAUCUUGUUCAUGCUAUUGUACCGCCAUACAUAUUUAUUGUAUGUUUGGCUGGGAUUCUGGGCAAUGCUUUUGUAUUGUUGGUGUUCUUCUUACAGAGGGGCAAUUGGACUGUACCUGAGAUCUACCUGGGAAACCUGGCACUAGCUGACCUAAUCCUCCUGGCCUGUUUACCAUUUUGGGCCAUGAACAUCCUCAACUACUUCUACUGGCCAUAUGGAGAGUUUCUGUGUAGGUUUGUCAAUCUCUCCAUUAUUGUUAACAUGUAUGCUAGCAUUUACAUGCUGGUGAUGGUGAAUGUAGACCGCUACCUUGCACUAGUACUUAUUAUGAAAGCCAGGUGGCUGAGGAGGAGACGCAAUGCAAAGGUCAUUUGCUUUUGUCUCUGGCUUUUUGGAGCGAUCAUGGGCAUACCCACUGCCACAUUCAGGAGAGUGCAGUACAUCCCAAGUUUAAAGACAGAUGCCUGCAUUAUUCAUUACCCUUGUGACUCCUGGAAACUUGCCCACCAUUUUCAACUGGUCCUGUUGGGCUUUGCUCUUCCUCUCCUGGCGAUUGUUUUCUGUAGUGGUAAUAUUCUGUGGGUCCUUCACAAAAGAAUGGAUGGUGUUUUUCCACAGGAUAAAACUGACCACAAGGCAACAGUGCUAGUCUCUGCUGUGACCCUGUUUUUCUUCAUUUGUUGGGCUCCAUUCCAUAUUUUCACCUUCCUGGAUAUACUUUAUGACCUUGACGUCCUGGAUUCCCAUGCCUGGGGUCAUAUCUUAGAUGUCGGAUCUCAAUUUACCACAUACUUAGCGUUUCUGAACAGCUGUCUUAAUCCACUGCUUUAUGUAUGCAGUGGUCGCUACUUCAAAAGGAAAGUCAGUGAUAUCUAUAAAAGAAGAAAGAGCUCAACUGGGUCGGUGGCCACCACAAUACAACGUUCAGUUAUAUCAACAAGGAGUGAUCAAAUAAAAGCAGUUGUUUUGUAAAGCUGAAAUAUGUGCAUAUUGUGUUUGUGUGUGUGUGUGUUUCAUCAGCCAAUUCACAAUGUAGUGGUAGAAAUGAGCACUGCAUAUGUACUGCAUGUAUUAGGCACAAAUGAUUAUAAUCAGUAACCAGCUGAGCGUUCUGGAUAUACUCAAACAUUUACAUUUACCUGUAAUAGCACUUCUAAGUACUUGUAAACAUUGUCUAAACAGUUACCAUACUAGGCAAUCUGUCAGAAGUUUGUUUCCAGCAGUAUUGCUGUUUUGUACUGACCUUGUGUUGACCCAUGCACCACCCAUUUAAUAUGCUGUGCCUUGUUGUUUUGUUUGGAAAUUUGUUUAUAAAAGAAAUCUCCUUUAUUAUUUCAUAAUGAAGCAGGUGGGGGAAAGAGCUAUAUAUGUGUAACCUCAUAUAUGUGCAUUUUGAAAACAAUAAAACUCUCUUAUGCGAUGUCUGUAAGGA
This is a messenger RNA of Hemibagrus wyckioides, 1674 nucleotides long. RefSeq names its product bradykinin receptor B1 (gene bdkrb1). Gene Ontology annotation, biological process: response to mechanical stimulus; G protein-coupled receptor signaling pathway; immune response. NCBI's taxonomy places the organism in Eukaryota, Metazoa, Chordata, Actinopteri, Siluriformes, Bagridae. Gene Ontology annotation, cellular component: membrane. The record is from RefSeq and is a predicted model, not a curated record. The transcript has 2 exons. Gene Ontology annotation, molecular function: bradykinin receptor activity. The coding region runs from base 159 to 1214 and encodes 351 amino acids.